AUGGAAUUCAACGAUGGAUCAACUUUCGCUCCUUGGAAAGGCUCGCGAAAGAGACCCAGGUCUCCCGACCUUGCAGACCGUUCUGCCCACGAGUUGGACUACAGACCCGUGGCUAUGGAGCGUCCCACAACAGCCGUUUCCUUUGGCGUCGACACGGAGCGGAGUAAACGGCGAAAGCACUCUAUCAGCACGCAGAGUCUCAGCUCUCCUGCACCCCCAAAGCGAGCCCCUAUCCGCCGGCCCUCUAUGCUGGUGGACCUACCUGGCGAAGUUCUGCAGCACAUUUUCACUUUUGUUGAUCCCAUUUCUCUUGGACGGUUGAUCCGUGUCAACCGCUGCUUUCGUUCUCUCCUUGAUCCCGCAUGUCUACUGCCACAAAAGUCUGCAUCUAGCCUGUCCAUGCGUUUGACCAUGCGCAGUCAGGACCUUGUUUGGGCCGCAUCACGAAGAUCGUUCCUUCCAGGUUUCCCAAAGCCAAUGGACAAAAUGACAGAGCUGGAAGUGUGGAGACUUGUUCGAGGCCGCACAUGCCAAUUCUGUGGAAAGAAAACAACUCACAAUCAACCCCUGUCGAUGUCUGAACUCUGGGAUUCCGGGCCUGGAUUAGAUGGUGUUCGGCCUAUCUGGCCAUUUAGAGUCAGGACUUGUGGCCGUUGUCUGCAACCCAGGCUGAUAAAGGAUGCAGAAUUGAUUGUCUCUACUUAUUCGGCACUAAGGCCCGCUUUGCCUUUCGCGAUCUUGACACAAGAGUUGAAUUAUAUUCCAUCCACGGUAAUCCCGCAGAGGCCACCACCCCCUCAUCUGGAACUGGUCAAAUACUACUUCAGGCCUCAGUUCGAAGCACUUCAAUCCGAGUUCCAUGACAUAAAGGCUUUAGGUGCUGCUGCGGUCGCCGAAUGGUAUAAAGGCCUCGAGACUCUGGGUCAAAGAAGUAACGCCGACGCUGCGCGCUUUGAGCAAUGGGAACUCCAAGGUGGAUAUUCCAGGUUGCCAAUUGCCAGAAGCCCCAGCGGAAACGGUGUCGAUACUUCGUUGAUGAGUCUUACGAAUCAUGCAGACCCUAUGCAAACAUUCGACAACGUGCAACAACCAUCUGCGCAUUCUGCCGACGGAACACCCUCUUCUGGCAACGUGGUUUCAGGACUCUCCACUCCCGGCACCCUCGAAGAUUCUAGACACCCUGCAGCUCAAAUACAGUCAUGGCCUCUUCCACACUUUCCUGUUGCGCCAGGACAGCAGCCCCUCACAUCCAUCAGCCCUCUUGGUCCUUCAUCGCCAUCUGGCCAAAUUCCAGGGCGUCCCCCGCGCCAAAAGACUGAACGUAGUCUGAAAGAGGCAACAAAGACAAGGGCUGAACGCCGCAAAGAUAUUGAGAGACGCUGCCUCGCCCUCGAGCCCCCUAUAAUGCCGUCAACGUUGGUGCAUAUGGAUGCGUUUCAGGCGGCGAUCUUGAUUUCACGCCCACUCGACGAUAAGGCCUGGGAGAUAUUGAGACCGCGUCUUCUUGCACAACGUGCAGACGCUGAACAUCGAGAGAGCAAAAUUUCACUUAGCGAUCCUACAAUACAACUCCAAAAGCGCCAGCAACUGGAGGAAGAGCAGCGCGUGGCACAGGCAAAUGCAAGCCACAUGUGGAUCGAACUGAAGGUCCCUCCAAGAGAUAAAUUACAGAAAUAUGCGCAAGAUUUUAUACAUCUGACAUGGUCGGAUGGUACUGCGGUGACCAAGGCAACUGCAAGCAAGUUCGCUGCGGAGGUUCUUUGUCAUGUGCGACAGCGCUUCGACGAGGUGGUUGCUCAAGAAGAUCGAAUGCUCCAACUCAAAGGAACCGCCUUUCCCCAAGACGAGGCGUCCCUUGCCUGCAGGAAAUUAAAACUUGAGGACAUGAAAUGGGUCUACGAAGAAUUUGUGAAGCCUCACGCGGAAAGAUUCGGAAAAGAACUUUUUCUCUGCCACGUGUGUGAUACCACACAAAAGCUCUUCGCAUUCGAAGCAGUCAUCCAGCACUUUGCUGCGAAGCAUACGAGCUCUCUCAGCAGCGGCAACAGCAUCGUGUACUGGAAAGCCGAAUGGCCCCUGGAACCCCCCUUCGAUCCACAUCCGAACAUUCCCUGGGCUCUCCAGGCUGCAGGCAGUAUGGCUAGCACACAACCACCUCAGCAAGCUCGCCUGGGCUUGCCUCCUCGCGGCCCGCCAUCAUCGGUUGAGGGCGGGCUUGGAGGUCCAUACAAUGUUCCGCAGCCUAUUUCAUCAUCACAGUGGUUUGCCGACCCAUUACAACAUGUUGAUCCGAACAGUUCUUCGAGCGUAUUGAGAACGGACUCGCUCAAUACCGGGCGUCUCCCUCCAAGGCUUGAAAGAGGACGUCUCCGUGGUAGCGUCGCCGGCUCUUCGAUUGCCAGAUCUGAGACCUCCGGAUAUACCAAUGAAGAUGAAUACGGGCCUCGUUAUCAGCCCUAUAAAUUCGCCCGCCCGAACGCUCCUAUCGUUCAAUACUACCAAGGGUCACAUGCUGGUGCUAAAAUUGGCGACGAGAUGGAUAGGAGCCAUUCAGGCAAAUCCGCACCUCGACGUGAAGAACACCCUCAUCUUUUCGAGACCGGACGUGGCUGGGAAGUCUGGAAGCGACCAGGGCCGAUUUCCCACGGCUCCAUGAUAUAUUCGUACGGAGACAGCUCUUCGAGGUUCUCGUACGGAGAGUCUGUACAAAGAGAUGGCGGGACCUCGGUCGACGGAACAUCUGAGACUGGUGGUAGCAAGACUACCAGCCACAUCUCUUUGCGGCGGGAAUUGGCUUCGGAGUCAAGAGCGCCAACCAGCGACCUCGAGUCAUCGAGAGAGGAAGCCCAUCAAGCUGCAACCCAUGCAGCUGUAGAGAAUUUUCUCAACAACUUCAGUCCUCUGGUUGGUGAUGCGGGCACGGAUAGUGUGAGAGACGUUGGCACGAUAACGCGACCGACUGACUUGGAGCAACCACACAGUAUACCGGGACUGCAUCCGAUUGAUGCGUAUCCUCAGCAGGGUGAGACCUGGGAGAGCUUGGGCAACCGCACCAGGGGCCAUAUCUCUCCUCCUACUCGACAAAGACCUGCUCCACCCCUCAGAGAGCUUGAACGACCGCCUGUGUGGGCUGACAACCCUCCAGCACAGCUCCGCUAUAGCCCUUCGAUGCCACCAGAUCGUGACCCGGAGAUUGCUCGGGAGCUGGCUUAUGAUGAUAGAUACAGGGAGCUUCCCGGACGAGCACUCCAAGCCCGCUACGACCGCCAAUUUGAGGAUAUGCGGGACCUCGUCCCCGCAUAUCCAGUGCCUCCUUACGAACCUCAGUAUUUCUACAGUCACGACGGAAGACGAUAUGUAGAAGUAAGGGAACAGAAUGCGGAGAGGUAUGCACCUCGAGCCAACGACUUUCCCGAACGAUAUCACAACCCCACGGAUAGUUCUGGCUCGCGUUAUUUGGACAGCAGGCGAUACGUUCCAGAACGACAAGUUGAACACGACAAUCGUAUGCAUGGUCCAUUGAGAGAAUACGAACUUGGCGAUAACGAUUACCGCGCUGCUCAGAAUAUGGGACCGUCGUGGGGGUAUGAUAGCCGCCACCCUCACGAGCAGGCUACUCUUGAGCCACAUCCACGGAGUGCAAGAACCAACACUCGAGAGACCACAUAUGAGCCGAUCGAGCAACCAAUGAGAUACACGCCGCGAUCCUUUGGCGCAGAGCGCCCUGGUGAAUGA
Messenger RNA from Fonsecaea pedrosoi CBS 271.37, 3735 nucleotides. RefSeq lists its product as uncharacterized. The transcript is spliced from 3 exons. The record is from RefSeq and is a predicted model, not a curated record. The coding region runs from base 1 to 3735 and encodes 1244 amino acids. NCBI's taxonomy places the organism in Eukaryota, Fungi, Ascomycota, Eurotiomycetes, Chaetothyriales, Herpotrichiellaceae. Gene Ontology annotation, molecular function: protein binding.